Molecule: messenger RNA, 649 nt
Organism: Cladocopium goreaui
Lineage: Eukaryota; Dinophyceae; Suessiales; Symbiodiniaceae
Source: the annotation of a GenBank genome assembly
AGGUCAGCGCUGUACAGUCGCUUGCGGAACUGACGGUAAAGAGUGUGACCCUGUUCAGCAGAAGGGUCUCACCGAACAAGGAAUGAUAGAUGUCAUGAACGAUCUGGGCUUUCCCUGCGUAACCGCUACUACCGGUCCGGCCUCAAACCCCAACCCACGGCAGAGCGGCAACGACCGGGCUCCAUAUGUGUUCGUGGUGGGCAGUGGGCGCGCUUGUCGAAUUUCCGGCAGCGGAAAUUCCAAUUGCGACUUGGGAUUAAAUCCCACUGCGAAUAGGUUGUGCUGCUGCGUGCCAGCGGGGCAGGUGGGGAAUGAUCCCCACGUCCAUACCUUGAAAGGUGCGCACUACACGCUCUUGAAGAGUGGCAACUUCUUGGCAUGGAGUUUUUCCAAGGAUCCAGUGGAUUGGCACCUGUUGGCCGCAUACUCCGGUGCUAGUUCGCGGUUCACCACUCAGUCGCUUUUGCUCCUGGAAAAGCAGAGUGCACAGACUUUGGAGAUGACGGCGCGAGACUGUGUGUGGCAGACGAAAACGGAGAAUGGAUGGCGCAAAGUGCAGCCAGAGUUGCUGCUCCAGGGUGCUGCCAUCUUGGAUGCUUGGCAAAAACCGCAAAAACAAUGUUUCACACAUGCAGACAUGGAACCUUAA